AUGGCAUUUAUGGUGCUAGGCGGUCCUGGUGCGAUAAUCAGGCUUCAUCAUACAGUUUACAUCUAUCUAUCUAUCUAUCUAUCUAUCUAUAGAGUUAAUUUCUUUCACUCGCCCAUUAUCUAUCUAUCUAUCUAUCUAUCUAUCUAUCUAUCUAUGUCAGUCUGUUCAUAUCUAUCUAUCUAUCUAUCUAUCUAUCUAUCUAUCUAUCUAUCUAUCUAUCUACACUCUAUUCUGGAGGCACGGAUAGCGGCUUGGAUUGAGGAUUCGGAGAGCCGAAAGAGAACACUCUAUUCAUAUCUAUCUAUCUAUCUAUCUAUCUAUCUAUCUAUCUAUCUAUGUGAUAGAAUUAGCUACACUCAAUUAGCGGAUCGAGAGCUAUCAUCAUCCCGUUAUCCAUUACUCCACCUUUCAUUCAUCUAUCUAUCUAUCUAUCUAUCUAUCUAUCUAUCUAUCUAUCUAUCUUAUGUCAUUCGCAGACAGGACGUCAUACUACUACUACAGGCCAUGCUUCACGAGGUUAACAGCUACAUUCGCAGUUUCAAAUAUGCUUUGGAAAAUACUCCCUUUCCUUCCUUCAGAAUUGUAAUUGACGCCGACAAACGGCCUCAUGAUGAACACGAACGCCGCUACAAUGCACCUGCGUGCAACAAAGUGGCCGCUAUUAUGCAUGGGGAGCAAGACCGCACUCGCUAUAUUGCCCUCAAAUCAAGAGGUGGCGCUCUUCGCAGGAUUUCAGAGACCCAUCGAUCAUAUGACGCAUUGCAGUACCCUUUACUUUUCUCUUAUGGUGACGAUGGCUACCACUUUGACAUUCCCCUUCAUACUCCGGGUGGCCAACCUACAACAUCUUCCAAAGCCUUAUCAUGCAAGGCCUUCUACUCAUACCGGUUCAUGGUUAGGGAUGGAUACUUCAACCUGCUUCAUAGAAUGCCCGGAGAUUUUUCAUCAGUUUGCGAUUGA
Messenger RNA from Acanthosepion pharaonis, 960 nucleotides. NCBI's taxonomy places the organism in Eukaryota, Metazoa, Mollusca, Cephalopoda, Sepiida, Sepiidae. The record is from the annotation of a GenBank genome assembly.